Molecule: messenger RNA, 1811 nt
Organism: Coregonus clupeaformis (lake whitefish)
Lineage: Eukaryota; Metazoa; Chordata; Actinopteri; Salmoniformes; Salmonidae
Product: Krueppel-like factor 7
Biological process (GO): regulation of transcription by RNA polymerase II
Molecular function (GO): DNA-binding transcription factor activity, RNA polymerase II-specific; RNA polymerase II cis-regulatory region sequence-specific DNA binding
Source: RefSeq, a predicted model, not a curated record
UCCUGCGGACGCAGAGCGCGGGGGAAAAGCAUCUUGGGGUUGAGCAAGGUUACUACCUAGCAAUAGCCUACGGAUACACAUGGAGCCUCCAUCAUCACUGCAAGUUUUGAUCUCACACCAAGUCUAAACUCGUUCAUUAGAACCAAGUCUAAACUUGUUCAUUAGAGUCCCCAGCAAAUAGUAAAACUAUAUUUUUCCUUCUUUCGGAUCUGUUUAUGCUUCUUUCUAUGCAUUAUUUUUCCUGAUUGAACUGGCACGAACAUGGAUUUGGACAUUUGAUUAGGCACAGCCGGAUUCCUUUUUUUCCGUGGAACAGUCUCCUUUCUGCACUCUAUACACAGAGCAUCAUCAUGGACGUUUUGGCGAAUCACGGUAUUUUUCAGGAACUCCAGCUCGUGCAUGACACCGGCUACUUCUCUGCGAUGCCUUCGCUGGAGGAGAACUGGCAGCAGACCUGUCUGGAGUUGGAGCGACAUUUGCAGACGGAGCCCAAGAUGUCGACCUUUGACGAGGAGCUGGACUGCCUGCUCACCCCCGGACCGAAGGAGGACAGUGAAGAGGAAGUACUAGAGCCUCUCCUCCCCAGCCUCCGGCCCCCCCCCUCUACCGCCUGCUUCCCCCUCUCAAGCACCCUCGGGGAAGUCUGCCAAACUUGGCGUAGGCGACGGCACGGGUUAGGCUGGAGGGGGAGGGGGAGGGGUACACCCGCAGCUGAGCGCCGUCACCUCCUGACGCCGCCCGCGUCCCCCGAGCUGGGACGCCACCUGGUCGAGCCCGACCCCCACCAGACUCUGACGGCGCCCGCUGACGGCACACUCACUCUCAAACUGGUGGCGAGGAAGGUGGGGCAGAGCGCCACCAGGUUGGCACGACCCAGCGCCACCCCGCCCACAAGGCGUGACACCACAGGCGGGCACAGCGACGGUGAGCAGGGGGGCACGUGUGUGAUGGGCGUGGGGGAUAUCUCUGAGAACAAGAAGAGGGUCCACCGCUGCCAGUUUAACGGCUGCAGGAAGGUUUACACCAAGAGCUCACACCUCAAGGCUCACAGAGACACACACACAGGUGAGAAGCCCUACAAGUGCUCAUGGGAGGGCUGUGAAUGGCGGUUCGCCCGGAGCGAUGAACUGACAAGACACUACCGCAAACACACUGGCGCAAAGCCUUUCAAGUGUAACCACUGUGACAGAUGUUUCUCACGAUCGGACCACUUGGCGCUACACAUGAAAAGGCAUAUCUGAGGAGGUGGAGGGAGAAGAGCGGGAGAGGAGGAGGACAGAGAAAAGAGGAGAGGUGGAGAGGGAGGUGAACAUCAUGGCUGUCUCUGUUGUGUUCAAAAGGGAACUGAGAGAGAGUUCAAUCAAAAGCUUGGUUGCAUCAGAUCAAGGAUUGGAUCAGCCUUGGGAGACAUGGGAGUGAAAGACAAACGGAUAGUGUCCGUGGGGCUGCAUUGGGCACAUAAUCAUGGCUUUUGUGUGCAGCAGACAAACAGACAGUCUGGUCUAAUGUUGUUCCCCGAGCAGCUCUGCCUCACCCGAGUCCUGGAAUUCUGAUACUGCCAGAUUGUGAUUCUGCCUCGAGACAGUAACACAGGACUGACAGACGCUUGUGUCGUAUAGAGAGUAAAAGGGUUGUCGUCCCGUUUUCUGUUGCUCUCUCGAAGGUUAUCUUAGAGUUUGGACAACUGCAAGCCAGCCCUGUCAAACUCCUAUUGUAAGGGGUCAAAGGUCAACCAGAAGACAUUGACCCAGUCCCUGGUCAGACACCUGAUGACCACAAUGAACUAUAAUAUUCAUACUCCUCCUAUUCUC